AUGUAUUACCGUCCAUGGCCCCCUACCCCGAGGCAUCCUCCACCAUCCGUCCCACCGUGUCCACCACCAUCUGAUUCAUCUGUAUAUAGACCUUUUGGAACACAUAUUCCUCCUCCGCCUUUUGGAUUCGGUUCGACUGUGAUGCAUCCGUUUCCCAUGACUCCACCACAGUGGCGUCCGUAUAUCCCAUCCAAUCUACCAUCUCUCCAGCACUCAAGUGUUUCGGAGAUGUCUGUGCCAGAAUCGCAUCACCGUGAUGUACCAAAUAGUCAUAUUAUCAAUCAGUGGACCUCUUGGCUAACGGUCAAAGAACCGCAGGUGUUGAUGCGUCGGAAGAGUAUGUCAAAAAGUGGUCUUACAUUGCCCGAGAUUCGUGCUAGGCUUUUACGCUGGAAAGAACUAAUCGAGGUUAUACAAGACAAACAGUUCAAGAGUUGCCAUUCCGAUCCCUCGUCCACAGAGAUGGAGCUUUCUCGACUGCAGACGGAACUUGCUCAACUACAGACAGAGUGUUCUGACCCGGAGCUGAUCAACUGGGUCCGACAAAAACUGCAUAGGGUGGCUCGUAAACGCGUGAGUCCUACUUGA
Echinostoma caproni is the source of this 588-nucleotide messenger RNA. The record is from the annotation of a GenBank genome assembly. NCBI's taxonomy places the organism in Eukaryota, Metazoa, Platyhelminthes, Trematoda, Plagiorchiida, Echinostomatidae.